Molecule: messenger RNA, 1070 nt
Organism: Cucurbita pepo subsp. pepo (vegetable marrow)
Lineage: Eukaryota; Viridiplantae; Streptophyta; Magnoliopsida; Cucurbitales; Cucurbitaceae
Product: histidine-containing phosphotransfer protein 4
Biological process (GO): cytokinin-activated signaling pathway; phosphorelay signal transduction system; phosphorylation
Cellular component (GO): cytoplasm; nucleus
Molecular function (GO): protein histidine kinase binding; histidine phosphotransfer kinase activity
Source: RefSeq, a predicted model, not a curated record
AUGUGCUAUUCUCCAUUACAAUUUUUCUGUUCUAUUGGUUUUCUUUCACCACUCAAAUUCUUGCACUUUCUAUUCGUGUUUACCCAGAAUUCUAAGGUUAGUGCGUAAAGAGCCGAAAGGCUCUAAAUGGAGCUAUGUAUGGUAUGUGCGUGGAAUAUUACUACAAAUGUUCGUGAAAUGAAAUCUGACCUUUUUUGUUAUUUCUCUAAACCUGGGGAUGCCUCUAUCUUCAAGCCUCAUAUUCUAAAAAGCUCAAAAUCUGGUAUACAUGCAUUAGUUCCCUCUACUCUUCUUUCUUCUCACUUGUUUUUCCUCUAUAUAAACCCCUGGAUCCUAACCAUUGUGGUAAAACUCAUCACUACUCCAUAAUCUUCCUAUCCUGUUCUGUUUCUCCUUUUUGACAUUUUCUGUAAGAUGGAAAGGAAUCAGUUAUCAAGGCAGAUCAACAGAAUGAGACAAUCACUAUUUGAUCAGGGAUUUCUUGAUGAACAAUUUGUCCAGUUGGAGCAGCUGCAAGAUGAGGCUAACCCAAAUUUUGUUGAGGAAGUUGUAACUCUAUGCUACCGUGAUUCGUAUAGAUUAAUCCUCAACUUAGAGCAAGCACUACAGAAGAGCCCUCUUGACUUUAAUCAGUUGGAUAGCUAUAUGCAACAGUUCAAGGGAAGUAGCACAAGCAUUGGAGCAAAAAAGGUGAAAGCUCAGUGCACACUUUUUAGGGAAUACUGCAAGUCUGGGAGUGGAGAAGGAUGCUUUAGGACUUUCCAGGAACUGAAGAAAGAACGUACAGCUCUGAAAAACAAGUUUGAAGCUUAUUUUCAGCUGAAAAGGCAAGCUGGUCCGAGUCAAAUUGCAAGUCGUCCCAAGUAACAAAUGAUGGGCAACCAAAGGCAAUGACUUCAAAUGGAAAUCAAGCAGAUGACUAGGUGGGCGUAGAGGCCUUGGAAUGUAAAGAUUUCAAUUUCAAAGCUCUGUCUUAACUUUCUUGGCAAACGGAAAGUAAGCCAUCCUUUGCCUUUUUGUAAAUGGCUGGCUUAUAGACCUAAAAAUGCUCCUUGAUGGGAUGAACAGAA